Lytechinus variegatus (green sea urchin) is the source of this 3289-nucleotide messenger RNA. RefSeq names its product serine/threonine-protein kinase mTOR-like. NCBI's taxonomy places the organism in Eukaryota, Metazoa, Echinodermata, Echinoidea, Temnopleuroida, Toxopneustidae. Gene Ontology annotation, cellular component: nucleus; TORC1 complex; TORC2 complex. The transcript is spliced from 16 exons. Gene Ontology annotation, biological process: negative regulation of macroautophagy; TOR signaling; protein phosphorylation. The coding region runs from base 5 to 1651 and encodes 548 amino acids. Gene Ontology annotation, molecular function: protein binding; protein serine/threonine kinase activity; protein-containing complex binding. The record is from RefSeq and is a predicted model, not a curated record.
UAACAUGUGUGAACACAGUAAUACACUGGUACAACAGGCUAUGAUGGUGAGUGAGGAGUUGAUACGAGUAGCUAUCCUAUGGCAUGAGCUAUGGCACGAGGGCCUGGAAGAAGCGUCAAGACUCUACUUUGGCGAGAGGAACGUCAAAGGGAUGUUUGCAGUCCUGGAACCGCUCCAUGCCAUGAUGGAACGUGGACCACAGACCAUGAAGGAAACAUCAUUCAAUCAGGCAUACGGUCGAGACCUGAUGGAAGCACAGGAGUGGUGUAGGAAGUAUACAAGAUCUAGGAAUGUGAAGGAUUUGACACAGGCAUGGGAUCUCUAUUAUCAUGUCUUCAGAAGGAUUUCUAAACAAUUGCCACAGCUCACCCAGCUUGAGCUCCAGCUUGUGUCUCCUAAACUCCUGAUGUGUCGAGACCUGGAGCUAGCUGUUCCAGGAACCUACGACCCUAACCGACCUGUCGCUAAGAUCCAGAGGGUCCAGUCAACGCUGCAAGUCAUCACAUCCAAACAGCGCCCUCGAAAGUUAAGCAUUUUCGGAAGUGAUGGUGCUGAGUUCAUGUACCUGUUGAAAGGUCAUGAAGACCUCAGGCAAGAUGAGAGGGUGAUGCAGCUCUUUGGACUCGUCAACACCCUACUUGCUAACAACCCUGAUACUUUCAGAAGACAUCUCAAUAUUCAGAGGUAUGCAGCCAUACCCCUCUCCACAAAUUCUGGUCUUAUUGGAUGGGUGCGCCAUUGUGACACACUUCAUACCCUCAUCAGGGAUUACAGAGACAAGAAGAAGAUUCUAUUAAACAUUGAACAUCGCAUCAUGUUGAGGAUGGCGCCAGACUAUGAGCACUUGACGUUGAUGCAGAAGGUUGAGGUAUUUGAGCAUGCUUUGGAUUACACCCAGGGUGAUGAUCUAGCCAAGCUGCUAUGGCUCAAGAGUCCUAGCUCAGAGGUUUGGUUUGAGAGAAGGACCAACUACACAAGAUCUCUUGCAGUUAUGUCCAUGGUAGGAUAUAUCCUUGGUCUAGGAGAUAGGCAUCCUUCUAACUUGAUGUUGGAUAGGUUAACAGGCAAGAUUAUCCACAUUGAUUUUGGAGAUUGCUUUGAGGUUGCAAUGACAAGAGAGAAGUUUCCUGAAAAGAUUCCUUUCAGAUUAACCAGGAUGCUCAUCAAUGCUAUGGAGGUGACUGGGAUUGAUGGCAACUACCGCAUCACAUGUGAGAGCGUAAUGCAGGUUCUUAGGGAGCACAAGGAUAGCAUCAUGGCUGUACUAGAAGCAUUCGUAUAUGAUCCUCUUCUAAACUGGAGAUUAAUGGAUACUCCCAAAGGAAAGAGAUCGAAGGCCAGAUCAGGAGCAUAUUCUACCAGCCAAACAGACCUACUUGAUGACAUGGACCUUGAGAUCCCCAAACAGAAGAAGGCUACUGGACAAGCUGAGUCUGUGCAAUCCCAGGAUGGGGAGCCAGGAGUCCAACCCGAGGCAUUAAACAAGAAAGCAAUUUCCAUCAUUAACAGAGUGAAAGAUAAACUCACAGGAUGUGACUUUUCAACCAACGAUCCUGUAGAUGUGCCCACACAGGUAGAGCUCCUAAUCCAACAGGCCACAUCUCAUGAGAAUCUAUGCCAAUGCUAUAUUGGAUGGUGUCCAUUCUGGUGAUAUGCAUUUGAAGAAAAAGACGAGUUACGAUCAUGUGCGAAGAGAACAAAUCCUUCUGCCUCGUUUCAUAACAUUUUCACAGGUCAAACGUAAUGACCUCUAUUGCACUGUGUAUGACUAGCUGUAAGUGUUGUAGAGCUUCAGUCUGUGGCACAACGAUUAGUGCUUAACUGUAAAAAUUACUUAUAAAACCACUAAAACACACAACAUGUACAGUUUAGCAUUACCAAAUUCAACAUUCUUGUGACCUCAGAAAUCUAUGUACCUUAGGAGAAAUUCAAAGACGUAAAUUAAUCAUGGUUGCAUAAUCCGGUUUGAAUAAUGUGUUUGACAGAGGUGAUUAUUGACUUAUUGUUGGUCAAAUAUGUAGACUUUUUAUGGAAUUUUAAUUAAUUUUUCAUGCAAACACAUGGUUGGAGGGCCCACAGAAAGAAAUUUUCACUACCGAAGCGACCGCCCUGUGUAGAUAAGAUAUUAUAUGACAGAACUUCUUCUCAAAAAAGAGGAGAAAGGAAAACUGAUUUCGGACUUCAUGGAAAUAUGUCAUGUAACGCUUUGUCCUGUGUAUUAUGGAUCCAAAGACUGGGAUCGUGUUUUAAAAAGGGUUUGUUAACCAUGAAGUGAUGGCAAUUUAAUCUGAAUAUCAAAUGAAAACAAUGAUUUCAAAAUCAAUAGACAGAGAAUUUUCUCUUUUUUUGUGAAAAGAAAAGAUUACUCGUGAAUGUUCGAAAUGAUGUACAUGUAUCUGCAACUUAUAAAAUUUAUUAAGUGGAGUCAUGCUCAAAGGCAAAUCCUGUCGCCUGUUCUUCUCCACUCCAUGUUCCAUUGUGGAUGAUAAAAUGCAUUAAAGGAUGGAGAAAUGCAUUAUGGGAUUGAAAGGGAGGAGGGGGCUUCUGGGCUUUGUUUUUGAAGAAGAAAAAAAACUUUUGUAAAAUAAUUCUUUUUUCAAUCAGACUCGUCAAACAUCUUAAAUUUUGGCUUAGACCAGAUAUUCUCAAUUAUUGUAGAAAGUGGCAUUUUUUGAAAUUUAAUUAUUACAAGUAUCCAUGGCAACUCUCUGCAAAAGUAUUGCUUGUGAGAAAUGUGCAAUCUACUUAUAUGUUGUUGCUCGGAAAGAGAAUCGGGAGAGAUACAUGUAGUUCAUGUGAAAAAGACAAAUGUAGCAUCAUACAUUUCAUCUUUACAUGUAGCACAGUGAAUGUGUACAGUAUUAUGGUGUCGCAUACGUGUACAGACACAGGUCAGGAAUUUCAAUGAGCUGUAUGGAAGCGAAUGAUUAGAGGGGCGUUGCCUUGUGUCUAGACAUUGGCCUGCCACUCUGAUCCUGGGUGGACUUCAGAGGUUCAAAUUCAUCAAACCAUAUGAAAUGAAAUGAUGCUGUUAAAAACAUGACUGUAUCUUUGAAAUUUUCCAAAUUUGAGAUUGGUAUCCAAGGGAGCUGUCAUGUUCAGCAUCAAGACAUGACAAUUAAAUUACAGUCUCAUUUUUGAAAUCUUGAACUUCUUUAGAAUGUUGCUGAAAUAUCAAAAUGAAACAUGUAUGUGAAUUAAUUUUUUAUGCUUUCUUGAUGGAAUGAAUUGAUUGGCUAAUGUGUAUAUCUUUAUUGAGCAAUGAAUAAAAUAUGGCAUAUACCCCAAA